Molecule: messenger RNA, 687 nt
Organism: Penicillium argentinense
Lineage: Eukaryota; Fungi; Ascomycota; Eurotiomycetes; Eurotiales; Aspergillaceae
Exons: 5
Coding region: 1-687 (228 amino acids)
Source: RefSeq, a predicted model, not a curated record
AUGCGAAGUGACCCCCGCAUACUAACAUUUUUUGCACGUGGUGGCUCUCUAGCUGCAGAAUUCUCCAGACGCAAGGAGGGCUUGAUCGAAACUGUACAAAUCUAUACUGCCGUUCGCUCGGAAGAACAGGCCAAAAGCCUAUCGAGGCUAAAUGUUCAACUUCGUAAAGUCGAAAUAAUUGUCCACACAGCAACGUCGGUUGACAGGGAUGUCCUCAAAAACCUCAUUGAUGUGUUAGGAGUGUGCCAAAAAGCCAUCCGGAAAGAAUGCUAUUUUGUGCAUAUGGAUACAUUUGUCGUGGAGCAGUUGAAAGCAGCAAACCUAACUGGGUUUAUAAUCAUGCCUCCAACUCUUCAUGGAAGAGGCGGUGGGACAUGGAAUCAGCUCCCACCACAAAUACCAGCCCUGGUCAAAGCUAACAUCCAAUGCAAGCAUGUUUAUAAGUUUACAGAGAACAGGUCGAGUCAAUUCCCAGGCAAGAGAAUUUGCCAUCCGGCGAGCAGGGCUACUAUUUUCCAGUAUCUCAUACUAUGCCCUGGUGAGAGAUCCUGGAACAGCUGGCCGCGAAACUGUACGCCCGAGGCUUUGUACAGCACCCUCCAAGCAAGUUGGACUUCCGAUGAGAUGGUAGCAGAAGCUGUGGGAGUUCCGGUGAAGUUUGCCGCCAGCAUGUGGAACUAUGAGUAA